Molecule: messenger RNA, 750 nt
Organism: Macrosiphum euphorbiae (potato aphid)
Lineage: Eukaryota; Metazoa; Arthropoda; Insecta; Hemiptera; Aphididae
Source: the annotation of a GenBank genome assembly
AUGUUUUUAUUUGAUCAACAAUUAUCUAAAGCAGGCGGAGAUUUUGUAUGCUCAAGUUUUGACCUCCAGAAAGUCUUAAAUACACCCAUGGGUCCACACAUAAAUUUAUAUUACAGCCGUAAAUACAGUUAUUACAAUUGUUCUAUUUACGAGUCUGGUACAUACAAUGCGUAUGCUUAUUUGUGGGGUGAGAUUGACGGUUUACGUGGUUGCAAUGAAAUUGUGUCAUGUAUUUAUCAAUAUUUGUGGGAUUGCAAUAAAAAUCCAAAGUUUAAGUCGAUUUCCCUGUAUUGUGAUUCGUGUGCAGGCCAAAAUAAAAAUCGAGCUAUGUUAUUUAUGAUUAUGAGUGGUUUGAAAAAACAAUGUGCCGAUUUAACCGAGGUAAAAAUAGUUUUCUUACUCCCGGGACAUAGUUAUAUGCCAGUAGAUUCAAUUCAUGCGACGAUCGAACGCUUUAUUAAUGAUAAAACAAUUUGGGCACCUAGUGAAUGGCAUCCGCUUAUAAGGAACUCGAGGGUUAACCCAAAGUCAAUAAAGGUGAAAGAGCAACAAUUUCAAAACUUCCUAAAUUGGAAAAAAAAUGCUGAUGAAGUGCUGCCAAAAGUCCUAAAAGAUAAGGAAAAAAAUAUUGUAAAAACUUCCAAAAUUAAAUAUAUUAAUUUUUACAGAAAUCCAUUACAAAACGAUGACGUGAUACUUGAAGCAUUUUCUUCAUACAAUGCCGAUGCAAAAGGAUUUAUAAUAAACUAG